AUGCGUAACUGCGACGCCAGCCUGGGCAGCCACGUGUCCAUCCCCGGCCUGUCCUACGGCCAGGCAGGGCCCUGGGCGCUGGGCGUCUGGGCGCGGUGGAACGUCACCAACGGCACCGCCUCCGCGUACGUGCUGAGCCAGAACAAGACCACCAACGUGGAGGCCUCGCUGGACCCCAACACCGUGGGCCUGUACCUGCCAGAGCUGGGCAACCCCAGCUAUGGACUGGUGCGCGCCGUCGUCCAGGACUCCACUGCCACGCACGGCAACACCAGCGUGCCCCUUUUCCUCGACUCCAACGGCUGCAUCGCCGACAUCCUUUGCACCAACCAGAAGAACUUCACCCUGAUCGAGGACACCCAGGACUGGCACCUGCUGGGCCUGACCACGCUGCCCGACGGGCGCCGCGGUUUCCAGCUGUACAUCGACGGCCAGCUGUCGGCCGAGCUGCCGCCCGGCCUGUACACGGACUACAAGGGGGGCAUGCACAAUGCCAGCGGCGGCGCGCCCAUGGACCUCACCGGCGACCUGGUCCUCUGCUCCCGCUCCGACCUGGACGCCGAGCGCUUCUUCACCGGCCAGCUCACCCAGCUCAUGGUCUGGAACCAGUCGCUGACGGCCGCGGACUGGGCCAGCCUGUACAGCGCCGGGGCCACGUACCUGGCCGCACCUCCCGCCAGCCCGGCGACCGCCAGCCCGGCGACGACCGUCGCCGCCGCGCCCGGCCCCCCUGCGGCUGUCUCCCCGCCCCUCACCGCGGCGGUGGCGGUGGUGCAGGGCCAACCCGUGUGCACGCCCAACGGCAGCGUGGCGGGGCUGAGCAGCCUGACCGCCUGCUACGCGGGCUACGUCUGCGCGCCGCUGCCGCGCGCCCAGCUGGAGCGCUUCCUCCCCGUCUACGCGCGGCUGCCGGAGGGCCGCAUCGGGGUCUGCGCCUACGCGCCCGACGGCUACCGCCUGCCCGACCCCGCCGCCGCGCCGCUGCCCGCCGUCUUCUACCCACUCAACUCCCAGACCCUGCAGAGCUUCCCCCUGCCCCUGUACGCCGGCGUCAACUCCGGCGCGGGGGUGGUCACCGACCCGGUGUUCGGUGCCGCGCUGCGCUGCGACGGGCAGCAGGCGGACCUGGUGGGGCUGGCCACGCCCAACUACACCACCAACGGCUCGCUGAGCGUGAACGUGUGGAUGCAGGUGACCAACCUGACCGGCGGCGAGUUCUCCUACAUCUUCUCCCAGAUGGGCGCGGUCAACAACCUGAGCAACUCGGGGUGGGGGCCCAACCAGAUCCAGAUCUACUUCCCGCAGCGCCAGCACCCGGCCUACGGCGUGGUGCGCGCCUACGCCCGCGACUCCAAUGACACCUACGACGGCCCGCAGGACCAGACCUGGCUCGACUCCGACGGCUACGUGUCCAACAACUCGGCGCGCGCGGCGCCCAGUGCAGCCCUGGACGGCGGCUGGCACAUGCUGACGGUCACCACUAUGCCCCCCGGGCGCAAGGGCUUCCGCCUCUACCUCGACGGCCUGCUGGUGAACGAGAUUCGGGCGGGGCAGACCGCGGUGUCCAGCCUGGGCGACGUCGUGGGCGCCACCGCCGGCCUGCCCAUGGACCUCUACCCCAACGCGGUCCUGUGCACGCGCGCCGACGACCCCACCUCCCGCCAGUUCGACGGGCGGCUGGCCAACCUGGGAAUGUACGACGUCGCGCUGACCGAGGACCAGUCCACCAUCAUCUCCCUCCCCGGCGCGGGGACCAAUGCCACCUCCAGCCAGUCCCAGACCACGGUCAAGGGCAACGUCUGCGUCUUCCCCGCCCUGUACCAGGGCAACGUGGUGACCGAGUGCGUGCAGAUCGCGGGCGUGGCCUACUGCCAGACAUCCUCUGGCGUGUGGGACACCUGCGCGCCGCUGUCCCCCUCUACCUCACCCUCCCCUGCCUCAGCGUCCAACACCACCGCCGCCCUCAAACCCCGCGCCGUCCUUUCUGCCAGCGGGCAGGCGUGCCAGCUCCCCCUGAACUACCGCGGCAUUGCCAUCGACAACUGCGUGUCCAUGGGAGGAGGAUCAUGGUGCUGGACCGAGGGGGUCCAGGGCUGGGCUUCCUGCGCCAACACCACCUUCGUCCCGCCCUCUGGGGCAGUCGGGUCGGUGAAUGCCUCCGUCGUGCCCGUCCCCAUCAUCCCCAUCCAGAACCGGUGGAGCACGGACGGCGACAUGUGCAUCCUGCCCACCGUCCAGGACGGAGACCUGCUGGACGACUGCGUGCAGCGCAACGGCACCUGGUCGUGCCUGACCAACAGCGGCGCCUGGAAGGCGUGUGCGCUUUCCGGCGAUGACCAGCCCAUGGAGGAGCAGGGCCUGCUGCACGUCGCCAGCCGCAACACCGUGGGCGGCGACGCCUGCCUCCUCCCCGCCGUCCUCAAGUCAGUGUGGCAGCUGGCGCUUGACUCGGGGGGGGGGGAUUUUGUCCGGCAUCCCGACUUGCAGGGCCUGCACAUGUGUUGA
This is a messenger RNA of Auxenochlorella protothecoides, 2505 nucleotides long. RefSeq lists its product as hypothetical. The transcript is spliced from 8 exons. Bases 1 to 2505 code for a protein of 834 amino acids. NCBI's taxonomy places the organism in Eukaryota, Viridiplantae, Chlorophyta, Trebouxiophyceae, Chlorellales, Chlorellaceae. The record is from RefSeq and is a predicted model, not a curated record.